AUGACAAGAUUAAAUCAAGACUGGAUUAAUUAUAAACAAAAAAGAAACCAAGUUGUUAAUAUCAUAAGAUAUGAGAAGUCGCAAUAUUAUAAGAAAAAUGUAGAUUUGUGCAAAGGAGACAGCAAAAAGAUGUGGAGAACAUUACAGGAAUUAAUCGGCGGAAAAAGGGGAAGGGCAUCAAGUCAGGAGAUCAGUAAUUUGACUUUUCCAGACACAUUCUUGUUUGGAGCAGCCUCAUCCGCGUACCAGGUUGAAGGAGCUUGGAACGAAUCUGGAAAAGGUCCAAGUAGGUGGGACUAUUUGGUACAUACCAUACCCGUUAUAACCGGCGGAAGUACUGGUGAUGUAGCAUCUGACUCUUAUCAUAAAUACGAAGAAGAUAUUGCUGUUCUAAAGGAACUUGGAGUGAACUUCUACAGGUUCUCAAUAUCAUGGCCUAGACUCCUUCCUACUGGGUUUAUAAAUGAAAUUAAUCCAGCUGGCGUGGAAUAUUAUAACAAUCUCAUAAAUGGAUUGCUGGCGGAAGGAAUAGAACCAUGGGUUACUAUGUACCACUGGGACAUACCUCUACCAGUACACUACCUAGGAAGUUGGAACAAUGAUAAAAUUAUAGAAUACUUCACAGAAUACGCAGAUUUACUGUUCCGACUUUUUGGCGAUAGAGUGAAAACAUGGCUAACGAUUAAUGAACCGCUCACGUUCUGUGUCACUGUUACCAUUAUAGACAUAUAUAUUCUAGGACAGGCGGGUGUGCCGACUGGCAUAACAGAAUACAAAUGUGCUCAUAACGUGUUAAGGGCUCAUGCAAAAGUAUAUCGACUGUACCAGCUGAAAUACAAAGCGAAGCAAAGAGGUAGAAUUAGUAUUGUCUUAAAUACAGAAUUUCCUCUACCAGGAAGUGAUACUCCCGAAGAUAUAGAAGCAGCUAACAGAAAAAGAGAUUUUGAUUUGGGCUGGUACCUUCAUCCACUAGUGUACGGCAAUUAUCCUCAGACCAUGAUCGAUACCAUUGCAAGUCAAAGUGCCGCGCAGGGAUAUCCAGUUUCCCGUUUACCAAAGUUCACACUAUUGGAGAGUUUAGAAAUCCUAGGCGCCUACGAUUUUAUAGCGUUAAACCAUUACUCCAGUGUACUUACAACAUCUGACAACAGUUCCGAGAUAAGUCCCGCUAGUUUCGAUAGUGACGAUAACGUUCUCAUCUACCAGGAUCCUUCUUGGGGGGGAUCAGCAGUAAGCUGGUUAAAGGUUGCUCCAGAAGGAUUUAGAGCAUUGUUGACAUACAUUAAAGAAAAAUAUCGGAACCCUGAAAUUGCCAUAACCGAACAGGGAUAUGCAGAUCUUCCAGACACAGUGAUCGAUAUUGAAAGGAUUAAUUACUAUCAGUUAUACCUAAGUGCAGCAUUAAACGCUAUAUAUGAAGACGGCGUAAGACUUUUUGCGUAUACUGCCUGGAGUCUUUUGGACAGUUUCGAGUGGAACAGUGGAUAUUCAAUUAGAUUUGGACUGUAUCAUAUAGAUUUCGAAGACGAAAACAGAACAAGAACUCCAAAAGAAUCAGCAGGAUAUUAUAAAAAUGUCAUAGCAACAAGAUGUUUAGUUGAUACUUGCGUUUAAAUAUUUUAUAGAUGGAUUUUGAAAUCAUACAUGUAACCAUAAACGUAGAAUAAAAUAAUUAAUACUGAAAGUU
Anoplophora glabripennis (Asian longhorned beetle) is the source of this 1687-nucleotide messenger RNA. Its product is annotated as myrosinase 1. The transcript has 8 exons. The record is from RefSeq and is a predicted model, not a curated record. Gene Ontology annotation, molecular function: beta-glucosidase activity. NCBI's taxonomy places the organism in Eukaryota, Metazoa, Arthropoda, Insecta, Coleoptera, Cerambycidae. The coding region runs from base 1 to 1614 and encodes 537 amino acids. Gene Ontology annotation, biological process: carbohydrate metabolic process.